AAGCUUGGGUUUACACAGCAUCUGUAAAGUGAAAAUAAGGAUUUCUAUUCGGAGAUACUAAUUUAAAAAAGAACGGGUGCUAACGCUUGCUUUUUCUGCGAACUCUAUGGGGCUGACGCAGCGCUCUCUGACUGCUUCCUGUGUGUUUGGAAAAAAAAGACCUGCCGGACAAAGCGCGCGAACAGCGGGCAUUUAAAAAGUAAAACGUGUGAUGGAGGGCCCUGGCUGUCUGCUUGAGCGGUUUGAGAAGAGCCACCGCCUGCUUAUCCAGGCCCUGAUGUCGGGCAGCACCGGUGCCACCCUGGCGCUAAAGGUGUUGCAACGCUUGAGGGGGAGCUUUAACUGGGGGGGCCUGGUGAGCACCCUGACCAGAGAGGAGCCCUGUCUGGAGGGAGAGGCACACAGCCUGGCAGUGAAGCCUCUGGUCUGCCUGUUUCCUGUCGCAUUCAAAAGGAACCUCCUAGCUUUCCUUCACAGGACCCACGCCACGGUGCCCAGAGAUUGCCUGCUGGAUUUGGUCCGCUCAUUCCAACAGGACCCCAAAUCUGACUCUUGGGUUCAGGCACUGCUCGGGGUCCUAAAUCGGGACCUGGAAUCCGGCGACACUGCUGCUUCGAUCCAGCUGACCAGCGAGUGCCAACAGAGAGUGAAGCUGCUGUCCGAGAAAAUCAGAGCAGGCAGUGGGCCUGGAGGCAGGUGGAUGGGGUAUUUCAAUGCACACUCGGAGAACUACAGAAAGAGAAAGAGCGACACUGUCGGGCUGACCCAGGGCAGCGCCUCGGACUCUGAGGACGGGGGAAGCCAGAGCAAGAAGCAGAAAGUGACCCACGCUGGCGACAUCGCCGUGGAUUGUGGGACGGAGGAGAAGGCUGCGGAGGAAAUCCUCGAUGGGCCUGUCUUGGAUGAAGGGCUGGGUAGCGCAGGGGAUUGUGGGCUGCUUGGAGGACUGAUGGCUUCGGGAGAGAGCGAGAAGCUUCAGCCGAGCCUGGCGUCUGUCUCUGUGGUAUCUGAGGGACAGGGCACCUCCAAGACCGGCAGUGUUGGAGAGCUUCCUGACAGAAUUCGGUCUUACGUUCCGAAGCUCAGGGAGCUACUGGAAUCCGAUAUGGAGAAAUCAGAGCCAGGCUCCAGUGAAGACCUGCAGGUGCUGAAUGAGUGUGAUCCAGCUCAGGUGGAGCUGUUGUGCAGUGUGCUGUGUCUCUCUGAGGUGCCCGAGCAAGUCUUGCCCCAGUUCUGCACCGUGCUGCUGGCGCUCUCCCCCGAUCUGAGCUGCAGUACUGCAGCCGAGCUUGCCAGGAGUCUCUUCCUCAGCAAGGUCCUCUCCCUGACGGAGCCUGCCUCCCGAUUCCUCAUGACUGCAGUGACUUCGUUUUGCAGCCGCUACCCCCGGCCCUCCUGCUGCUCUCUGAUUGGACCCAUCCUGCAGGCCCGGUUCACAGGGAGUGUUCAGAUGGAGCUGGUCUGCAGACUGAUUGAGGACUGCCUGGACCCUGAACAUUACGUGCUGGUGUUUGGACAGGUGCUGUGCGUGCCGUGGAGGGAGGAGGUCCUCUCUGUCAUUCACACACUGCUGGACAGGAAGGUGGCGCUCUCCCCGGACCAGUUUGAGCAGUUUAUUGACAGGCUGAGCCAGCAGGCUGCCCACUUCAGCAAGUCCAUGAAAUUUGCAAAGCUGGUCCUUGCAGUCCUGACCAAGCACCAGAGCAGUGUAACCGUGACGCAUAAAAACACUUUAGCGUGCUCCAUUGCCUUAAACGAGACCUUCCUGAAGAAGUGUUUGGAAGCGGCCCUGAAGCGCAUCGCUGCUGUCUGAUGCCGUUGAGGAGGGCGGGAGUUGCUGCAGCCCUUCAGCAGAGCGGACUGGGGAGCACAGAGACCUCCUGCCAUGUGGAGGCUCUCCAGAGAUCUGGGGAGCACAGAGACCUCCUGCCAUGUGGAGGCCCUUCAGAGAUCUGGGGAGCACAGAGACCUCCUGCCAUGUGGAGGCUCUCCAGAGACCUCCUGCCAUGUGGGGGCUCUCCAGAGAUCUGGGGAGCACAGAGACCUCCAGCCAUGUGGAGGCUCUCCAGAGACCUCCUGCCAUGUGGGGGCUCUUCAGAGAUCUGGGGAGCACAGAGACCUCCAGCCAUGUGGAGGCUCUCCAGAGAUCUGGGGAGCACAGAGACCUCCUGCCAUGUGGGGGCUCUUCAGAGAUCUGGGGAGCACAGAGACCUCCAGCCAUGUGGAGGCUCUCCAGAGAUCUGGGGAGCACAGAGACCUCGAGCCAUGUGGGGGCUCUUCAGAGAUCCAGGGAGCGCAGAGACUACCACUUAAUGAUGUUGGUUUAAGAAUCCACAAGGAAUCUCUUUUGUUAAUGAUGUUGUGUGUUUGUUGAAGAAUCCACAAGGAAUCUCUUUUGUUAAUGAUGUUGUGUGUUUAUUUAAGAAUCCACAAGGAAUCUUGUUUGUUAAUGAUGUUGUGUGUUUGUUGAAGAAUCCACAAGGAAUCUUGUUUGUUAAUGGUGUUGUGUGAUUUGUAUGCUGUUCUGUAAAUGGAGCAUUCUGUAUUAAACUUAUUUUUUUAAACAUUUCA
Molecule: messenger RNA, 2571 nt
Organism: Acipenser ruthenus (sterlet)
Lineage: Eukaryota; Metazoa; Chordata; Actinopteri; Acipenseriformes; Acipenseridae
Product: Fanconi anemia group E protein-like
Exons: 11
Coding region: 212-1813 (533 amino acids)
Biological process (GO): interstrand cross-link repair
Cellular component (GO): Fanconi anaemia nuclear complex
Source: RefSeq, a predicted model, not a curated record